UCAUGGCGGAACCUUUAAUAGACACCUGUUUUCCACCAGGACCUCAGCAGGCCGAACACCAACGUGCCACAUGUAAACAACACCGGAGAAGUUGAGUGAAAGCCUCGUUAUCAGAGAUGUAGUGUAUUUAACACGUGUUAUUAACAUGACGGACAUUUUAAACCUGGUGUUCCGGACCUUCGCUUCCCCCUCGGAGCUCCGGGCGGCUCCUCCUGCUGCGGCUCCCCGCUGCAGCGCCCUCCUGCUCGGGGAGAACAGCCUCGGCCGCUCGGUGCUGCUGCUCGCGGCCGUGACCGCCGCCUCGCACCCGGGGCUCAGGGUCGUGUUCUUCACCCGGACCCUGAUCCGGAGCCUCCCGGCCUCCCUGCAGAAACUGGUCCCGAGUCCAGAGAGUCUGAAGAAGAUCCGGUUCUGCUACCCCCGGACGGUGGAGGAGCUGCUGCAGCAGGUGGCCGCCCUGCACGAGCCCCCCCACACGUCUCCUCCCUCCCUGAUCAUCGUGGACGGGCUGGAGGGCUUCCUGCUCGGCUCCACAGGGGGCAGCCACAGAGAGCUGCACCCGGGGGGGCAGUCGUGUGCGGCCCACCUGUCUGCGCUGCUGUGUGACACCGCUGCAUUCCUCUCACGCCUCCUGGAGCAGCGAUCCUCCGGCUCCGGCCCCUGUCGCGUCAUCGCCUCGUUCCAGUCGGUGGUCGACGCUGGACCAGCGAGCAGGGAGCCGUCUGCCUCAGAUCCCAUCCUCGAUAUCCUCGAUCGCUACUUCCAUGUGCGCUGCACGCUGGACCCGGACGCAGGAUAUGAGGCGGCAGCAGCUGGACUGCAGCAGGUGUGGCACGUUUACCUCUCUGGCCGAGGCAUCACAGAGGCAUCGAGUUCUAAAGACUGUGGGGACGGAACCGCUGUGGCCCGGGAGUGGAAGCUGCUGCUGUUUCCAAAUGGUUUAAUGGAGUUUAAGGUGGUUUAAAAUGUCAGUUUCAAGAACUUGAGCUGUGAUAUGUAUUUGUUGACUCAGGGAUUGUUUCUGCUCAGAUGUACAAAUGCAAAUGCACAUUUUCAGCAUUUAAGGAGCUUUCCAGUGACAGUGAGACAUGUUAAAGUUUAACAGUUCUUGGUCUCUGUUUAUCUUUAUGUGUUUUCAUUUAUUUCAUUGAGCAUUUCUUUUCAUUGUUUGACUGUUAUUGCUGAUCGGGUUCAAUGUAAUGCAUAAAUGUGCUGUUCAACAUUUUCUUUAUAAUUUAAAUGGACCACAAUGGUUUGUAGAUGUAAAAUGUUUAAUGAGUUAAACUUUGAAAUCAUACACAGAAGUAAAAGGUCAA
Molecule: messenger RNA, 1316 nt
Organism: Limanda limanda (common dab)
Lineage: Eukaryota; Metazoa; Chordata; Actinopteri; Pleuronectiformes; Pleuronectidae
Gene: swsap1
Product: SWIM-type zinc finger 7 associated protein 1
Exons: 2
Coding region: 146-964 (272 amino acids)
Biological process (GO): double-strand break repair via homologous recombination
Cellular component (GO): Shu complex
Molecular function (GO): single-stranded DNA binding
Source: RefSeq, a predicted model, not a curated record